This is a messenger RNA of Orycteropus afer afer, 2976 nucleotides long. RefSeq names its product serine/threonine kinase 31 (gene STK31). Gene Ontology annotation, molecular function: ATP binding; protein kinase activity. Gene Ontology annotation, biological process: protein phosphorylation. NCBI's taxonomy places the organism in Eukaryota, Metazoa, Chordata, Mammalia, Tubulidentata, Orycteropodidae. The record is from RefSeq and is a predicted model, not a curated record. The coding region runs from base 1 to 2976 and encodes 991 amino acids. The transcript is spliced from 23 exons.
AUGUGGGGCCGGGGUCGCUUCACUAGAGGGUCUGCGGUGGAAAGUGUGAGUUUUUCAGGAACUGUCAAAAUGGAUGAAGAUCCACAUUACAAUAAAGUUGAAGAUGUUGUUGGAAGUCAUGUAGAAGAUGCAGUAACAUUUUGGGCACAGAGUAUCAGUAGAAAUAAAGAUAUUGUGAAGAUUGGUUGCUCAUUGUCUGAAGUUUGUCCCCAUGCCAACUCAGUUUUUGGAAAUCUUGAUCCAAAAAAGUAUCUGGUGACAUACAUUGACUAUGGAAAUACUGAAAUUCUAAAUCGAUCUGAUAUAGUUGAGAUUCCUUUAGAGCUGCAAUUUUCCAGUGUUGCCAAAAAAUACAGACUCUGGGGACUACAAAUUCCUUCUGGCCAAGAAGUUACCCAGUUCGAUCAGGGCAGAACGUUUUUGGGGAGCUUGAUUUUUGAAAAGGAAAUAAAAGUGAGAAUUAAAGCAACCUAUCAAGAUGGAACAGUUAUUGCUCAGGCUGAGUAUGGCAAUGUAGAUAUAGGCGAAGAGGUGGCUAAGAAAGGAUUUGCAGAAAAAUGCAAACAAGCUUCCAGCACUAACAUCUGUGAGGAAAAAAAGUCAGAUACUGGCCAGCUUGCUCUCAGGAACCUCAAAAGUCCCAUUCCCUUGUGGGGGCAUCGAUCAAACCAAUCAGCCUUCAGCAGGCCAAAGGGACGCUCAAAUGGGAGGCUGACUCUUGACUUGAAGAAUGAAAAUGCAGGAAAUCAUGUGACAUUUCCAAAGGAAAGUUUGACUGCCAGUGACUUUAACUUAGGGUCCAAUGUUAGCCUGGCAAAAAUUAAGCAGGAUCAGAAACUGAUUGAAGAAAUUGAAAAGCUUAAAACAGAAAAGGAGGUUCUUCUUGAAAGCUAUAAGGCAUUAGAAUUGAAAGUAGAACAGACUACGCAGGAGCUGAAGCAAGAGAAAGCAACUACUUUGGAUUUGGCUAAAAAUUUAGAAAGUACUCUAAAGGUGCGUGUAGGCACCAGAAUGAAAGAUCUAGCAGCUAAGGUUGAAAUAUUGAAAGAAUUUAGGCGUGUGAACAUCAGUGUUCGUUUUGGAGAUGACCUUUCAGAUGCUGUACAAGUAUUGGAUGAAGGAUGCUUAACUACCCCAGCCUCUUUGAAUGAAUUAGAGAUAAUUUGGGCAGAAUACAAUCUGGCUCAGAAGAAGAUUCACAUUUGUCAGAAUGUGAAUGAAGGGAAUAUUUUGAUUGCUAGAAGAAAUGAAGUGCAACAGAAGCUUUACAAGGCAGUAGAAGGUUUUAUUCUGGAAGUAGAUGAGUUACCUCUUAAUAAACGCUUGAAAACAUUGCAGGAUUUGUCAGCCUCCUUAGAAGCAGUGUAUGGACAGGCCAAAGAAGGGACAGACUCUGAAGAAAUACUUAAGAAAUUCUAUGCAUGGAAGUGUGGUAAAAGAGAGGAGUUAACCAGCAUUAGAAAUGAAACACAGGCUUCUCUACAACGUCUUGUAGGAUGGUUCUACAGCACCUUAAAGGUUUUUGAUCUAACUGCGGAAGAAUCACUGACUGCUGAAGACACAAUUGAUAAUGUUGAUGAAAUCCUAGAGAAGACUGAGUCAAGUGUCUGCAAAGAGUUGGAAAUGUCUUUGAAUGACCAAGGUGAUGCAGGCAAGGAGAUAAUUUUAAAUACGUAUAGUCAAGUACUGCAAAAGAUUAAUUCAGAAGAAAGGCUCAUUGCCAUAAUACAAUCUAAGUACAAGGACAGUGUUGAGUUUAAGAAGCAGAUGACCGAAUGGUUAAAUAAAAGUCCCAAUGUGGAUCAUUUGCUCUCCAUUAAGAAGACAUUGAAAGGCUUGAAAGCUCGACUGAGAUGGAAGUUGGUUGAAAAGAAUAAUUUGGAAGAAUCUGAUGACCAUGAUGUAUCUGAAAUUGAGAAAAUAAAACAAGAAAUAAUUCAGUUGCGCGAUAGUGUCUUUCAGGAAAUUUAUCAUGAACAGGAAGAAUAUGCGAAGCUGAAUAGCUUGGUACAGAAAUGGUUCCCUGAGCUGCCUCUGCUUCAUCCUGAAAUUGGAUUACAUAAAUACAUGAACUCUGAUGGUCUUCUUACCAUGAGCUUGGAACGAGAUCUUCUUGAUGCUGAGCCCAUGAAGGAACUUAGCAGCAAGCGGCCUCUGGUAUGUUCUGAGGUUAAUGGGCAGAUGAUUCUUUUAAAGGGCUAUUCUGUGGAUGUUGACACAGAAGCCAAGGUGAUUCAUAGAGCGGCAGCUUAUCACAGAGCUUGGAGAGAAGCUGAAGAAGAAUCUGGGUUACUACCAUUGAUAUUCCUGUUUUUGUGUAAGUCUGAUCCUAUGGCUUAUCUGAUGGUCCCAUACUAUCCCAGGGCAAACCUGAGUGCUAUUCAAGCCAGUAUGCCUUUAACUUCAGAAGAGAUUUUAAAGGUCAUGAAAGGUGUUGCCCAGGGUCUGCAUACAUUGCACAAGGCUGACAUAAUUCAUGGAUCACUUCAUCAGAACAAUGUAUUUGCUUUAAACCGUGAACAAGGAAUUGUUGGAGAUUUUGACUUCACCAAAUCUGUGAGUCAGCGUACCUCAGUGAACAUGAUGGUUGGUGAUUUAAGUUUGAUAUCACCUGAGUUGAAAAUGGGAAAACCUCCUUCUCCAAGUUCAGACCUGUAUGCUUAUGGCUGCCUUUUAUUGUGGCUUUCUGUUCAAAGUCAGGAAUUUAAGACAAAUGAAGAUGGGAUCCCAGAAGUGGAUCAGUUUCAUCUGGAUGAUCAUGUCAAAUCCCUCCUCUUUACCUUGAUUUCUUGUAGAAGUUCAGUGACUGCUGAUCAAGUUUUGAAUGCUGAAUAUUUCUUGCUACCAAAGGUGAAAUCAGUUCCAAACCCAGAAAAAAAUACUGGAUAUACCAAAUAUAUAGAGGAAGAAGAAUUAGAGAUGGAAAACUUGAAUAAAUAUAAGGAAAAGACAAACGGAGAAACUAACUGUGAUUGA